AUGCACCAGCCUCUACACGUAGAAAACAGCUGGGCUCCCUCAGAGACAGAGCACCAUGGGAAACCAGCUCUGCUGCACGAGAAGCUGAUCUUCCGUUGUGAUCUUGAUGCACAGCCAGGGAUGGGAACAGUGCUGCUCAAUUUUCAAUGUGCCUAUGAAUCCCGAGGAGAUCUGUUUAAAGUUGGGCUGGUGCUCUCAGAGCCCUGUCAACAGCUGCAGGCUUACGUGGCCUGGGUGAACGCACAGCUCAAGAAGAGGCCAGCGGUGAAGCCGGUGCAGGACCUGCGACAGGAUCUUCGGGAUGGGGUGAUCCUGGUGUAUCUCAUCGAAAUCGUUGCAGGAGAAAAACUGAAGGGGGUACAGCUGGCUCCCAGUAACCAACAGGAGAUGAAGAAUAAUGUGGAGAAAGUGCUCCAGUUUGUGGCCUCCAAAAAGAUUCGCAUGCACCAGACUUCGGCUAAAGAUAUUGUGGAAGGAAACCUGAAGUCUAUCAUGAGGCUGGUCCUUGCCUUGGCAGCUCAUUUCAAACCUGGCUCCAACAGGACGGUGAGCCAAGGAAGGGACCCCAGAGUCCCUCUGCAGAGUCACCAGCCACACUGUGCCACUGCUGUGGCCCAGGGAGCAGCGGCUGCUCUGGCUGACGUGUGUCAUGACAUGUCACGGUCAGGACGGGAUAUCUUUCGAUACAGACAGAGGAACAGCAGCAUGGACGAGGAGAUCGAGAAUCCGUACUGGAGCGUGCGGGCCCUGGUGCAGCAGUACGAAGGGCAGCAGAGGUCCCCGUCCGAGUCCAGCUGCUCCAGGUAA
Messenger RNA from Lontra canadensis (Northern American river otter), 807 nucleotides. RefSeq names its product dixin-like. Gene Ontology annotation, molecular function: protein binding. The record is from RefSeq and is a predicted model, not a curated record. Gene Ontology annotation, cellular component: cytosol. The coding region runs from base 1 to 807 and encodes 268 amino acids. The transcript has 7 exons. NCBI's taxonomy places the organism in Eukaryota, Metazoa, Chordata, Mammalia, Carnivora, Mustelidae. Gene Ontology annotation, biological process: canonical Wnt signaling pathway.